AUGGCACAAGCUAAGAAAGCAAUGAGCCUCGACGGCAGUGCAUCGGACCAAAGUAGUAUUCAGGCCCUUGCAAACAAGGCGCCAUGUCCGAACGAUCAAGGAUCGAAACGCACCAGUCGCGCCGGUGGCAUUGUCAUCGAGUAUCUCCUGCAAACCGCCCCAGAAUUUCGGGAGCUGACUGAUCUCCGGCAAAAGGUUAGUAAUACAUCAGAACAGCAGUCUCGAGUGGGAUGGAGCAAUCCUGCGGGUGAUCAGUUCUUCCAAAAACAACGCCAAACAGCUGAUAAUGCCGACGGCCAAACUGUUUUGCACUUCUACGACAUGAUGAAGAAAAUUGGAAGGGAGCUUCAUCUUUCCACUGAUGCAUUUCGGAUCUCAGGGGAUAUCUGGAGAGGACGCAUUCUCGACAUGUGCAUGGCCCCGGGUGGUUUUCUCGCGGAGGCACUCAGUGUGAAUUCUGGAUCUCGCGCUCUAGGUUUUACCUUGCCUCUUUGCAAGGGAGGACACAAGAUUUUACUCCCAAGAAAUCUAAAUUUUAGAGUGAAAUACCAGGAUAUAACAAUGUUUGCCGCAGAUAUGGGCGUGACAGAUAUCCCAAAGGAGCACCCUGAUGCUCCGAAUUUUCUGCCGCGGCAGCUCGACCCAAGAGAAGUCUUCGAUCUCGUCAUAUGUGACGGCCAGGUGCUUCGAACGCAUGAUCGAGCAGCCUAUCGGGAAGCGCGUGAAGCUCGCAGGCUGACCCUCACUCAGCUGGCACUGGGCGUUGAGCAUGUCAGACACGGCGGAACUAUAGUUGCCCUCCUCCAUAAGAUUGAGGCAUGGGACACCGUUUCCCUUCUGUAUACGUUCAGCAAGUUCUCUUCCGUGCAGGUCUUUAAGCCACAGAAAUUCCACGCUAAGCGGUCCUCCUUCUACAUGGUUGCCACCAAUAUUCAGAGCCAGCACGACGAGGCUAUUCUCGCGAUCAGGAAAUGGAAGACGCUAUGGAGGCUUGCGACAUUCGGAACAGACGAGCAAUACGGUAAUGCGGUGGAUGAGAGUGAGACGGGAGUCGAGACGGUGCUUGAGAAGUUUGGAUUGGAGCUGGUGAGGCUGGCAAGGGACAUUUGGAACACUCAGGCGAGGGCCUUAGCAAAGGCUCCCUUCAUUAAAGCACAAUGAGUGUUCAUGAAGAUUAUAGUUGGGCUCUUUUGUGUGGCUUGCGAUAUCUGUGCGGUGGCAUCGAGGGAGCAUGAACUUAUUACCGGAUUUUUAUGGAGGCUAGUUCCAUUGGGAACAUUCUCAGUUCCAUUGCACCAUUCAUAUGAAUAUGUCACGGAGAGUGAGGGCACGCUAGAAUGUCUACCGCGACUG
Molecule: messenger RNA, 1353 nt
Organism: Coccidioides posadasii C735 delta SOWgp
Lineage: Eukaryota; Fungi; Ascomycota; Eurotiomycetes; Onygenales; Onygenaceae
Source: RefSeq, a predicted model, not a curated record